UCAACAUGCCCUAAUGCAUUUCUAUCAUACAUGCUGUGAUGGGAGGUAUGGAAGAAACAUGGGAACAGCCUUUCUCAGGACAUCUUUUGUUUCUCCCACUAACUCCAAAAUCACAUGAAGCUGUGGAUGGAGAUUCACCUGAUAGUCGCAGAAACCCCUCCCAGCCCAGGGACCAUGAGUAACCAGACACUGGUAAUUCAUCCAGAAUACCGGGUGCUCUUAUUUAGCUGUUUCCUCUUCCUCCACUCUGGGGCCCUCACAGGUAACGUUCUCAUCAUCUUGGCCAUCACCUUCAACCCUGGGCUCCAGACCCGUAUGUACUUUUUCCUGUUCAACUUGGCUACUAUGGACAUGAUCUGCACCUCUUCUAUCAUGCCCAAGGCGCUGGUGGGUCUGGUGUUGGAGGAGGGCGCCAUCUCUUACCGGGGCUGCAUGACCCAGCUCUAUUUCCUCAAGUGGGCUGCAUCCUCAGAGUUACUCCUCCUCACGGUCAUGACCUAUGACCGGUACACAGCCAUCUGCCACCCACUGCAUUACAGCAGCAUGAUGAGCAAGGCAUUCUGCAGUGGGCUGGCCACAGCCAUCUGGCUGCUCUGCGCUGUCAACACGGCCAUCCACACUGGGCUGAUGCUGCGCUUGGAUUUCUGUGGCUCCAGUGUCAUUACCCAUUUCUUCUGUGAGGUCCCUCCACUGCUGCUUCUCUCCUGCAGCUCCACCUAUGUGAACAGUGUCAUGAUUGUCCUGGCGGAUGCUUUCUAUGGUAUAGCGAACUUCCUGACGACCAUUGCAUCCUAUGGCUUCAUCAUCUCCAGCAUCCUCAAGGUGCGGACUGUAGGGGGAAGGCAGAAAGCCUUCUCCACCUGCUCUUUCCACCUCACAGUGGUGUGCAUGUAUUACACUGCUGUCUUCUAUGCCUACAUAAGCCCGGUUUCUGGCUACAGCACCGGGAAGAGCAAGUUGGUUGGCCUGCUGUACACCGUGCUGAGUCCUACCCUCAACCCCCUCAUCUAUACGUUGAGAAACAAGGAGGUCAAAGCAGCUCUCAGGAAGCUUUUCCCUUUCUUCAGUAAUAACUUCUAUCUUCUGAAGUUCUUAUUCUUGGAGAUUGCAGUUUAGUGAGGUCUGAUGAACAAAUUUCUGGACUGGGAGGCAAAUAGACUUGUUUCUUCUUCCCCAGCAGAAGUGUGCAAUGGAUGUGCUGGGAGUUCUAGUGCCCCAAGACUGAAUGAUGGGGGUAUUGUCAUAGGUGUGACCCAGCAGCUUCUGAGACACAGGAUCUCAUGGUCUGACCCCAUGGUGGUGUCAGUGCUGAGUUGGCAGAGAAACAGAGCUCCCUUGGAGGAGAAGCGUGUUCCUUGUGUUUUCGACUCGUAGCCAUAUCAAACGUUUUCCUUUUGUAUGUACAACACUUAGGGUAUAAAUUCUAAAAUCACCCUCUGAAUUUAGGUGUGUGGGUCUAAAAUGU
Messenger RNA from Callithrix jacchus (white-tufted-ear marmoset), 1465 nucleotides. It is a transcript of the gene OR13A1, whose product is annotated as olfactory receptor family 13 subfamily A member 1. NCBI's taxonomy places the organism in Eukaryota, Metazoa, Chordata, Mammalia, Primates, Cebidae. Gene Ontology annotation, cellular component: membrane. The record is from RefSeq and is a predicted model, not a curated record. Gene Ontology annotation, biological process: G protein-coupled receptor signaling pathway. Gene Ontology annotation, molecular function: G protein-coupled receptor activity; olfactory receptor activity.